CCGGGAGUGGGCGGAGCGUGGCCGGCGGCGUCACCACGUCGGCCGGGGCCGGUGGCGGGAAGCUCUUUUGCUGACGAUGGAGGUGGAGGAGACUGGAACGGCCCCGGCCCCGGCCCCGGCCUCCGCUCCCGGCAAGGCCCCCGGGACUCACUACGAGCUGCCCUGGGUCGAGAAGUACAGGCCCACGAAACUGACGGAAAUAGUGGGGAACGAGGACACCGUGAGCCGCUUGGAGGUCUUUGCAAGAGAAGGGAACGUGCCCAAUAUUAUCAUAUCAGGUCCUCCAGGAACUGGUAAGACGACCAGCAUUCUGUGCUUGGCCAGGGCCUUGCUGGGACCCUCCCUGAAGGACGCUGUUCUGGAGCUGAAUGCUUCCAAUGACAGGGGCAUAGACGUUGUAAGGAAUAAGAUCAAGAUGUUUGCCCAGCAGAAGGUCACCCUCCCCAAAGGCCGGCACAAGAUCAUCAUCCUCGACGAAGCAGACAGCAUGACCGAUGGAGCGCAGCAGGCCCUGAGGAGGACGAUGGAGAUCUAUUCCAAAACGACCCGCUUUGCCCUCGCCUGCAAUGCCUCGGAUAAAAUUAUAGAGCCGAUUCAGUCCCGCUGCGCCGUCCUGCGGUACACGAAGCUGACCGAUGCCCAGGUGCUGGCCAGGCUGAUGGCGGUCAUCGAGAAGGAGAAGGUGGAGUACACGGACGACGGGCUGGAGGCCAUCAUCUUCACGGCCCAGGGAGACAUGCGGCAGGCAUUGAACAACUUACAAUCCACCUAUUCUGGCUUCGGCUUCAUCAACAGUGAGAACGUGUUCAAGGUGUGCGACGAGCCCCACCCGCUGCUGGUGAAGGAGAUGCUGCAGCACUGUGUGAGCGCCAACAUCGAUGAGGCCUACAAGAUCCUGGCCCACCUCUGGCGUCUCGGCUACUCCCCAGAAGACGUCAUUGGCAACAUUUUCCGCGUGUGUAAAACCUUCCAGAUGCCCGAGUACCUGAAGCUGGAGUUUAUCAAGGAGAUCGGCUACACGCACAUGAAGAUAGCGGACGGGGUGAACUCCCUGCUGCAGAUGGCCGGCCUCCUGGCCAAGCUGUGCCACAAGACGCUGGCGCCCGCAGCCAGCUAGAUCUGGGAAGCCGGUGCAGGACUUCGGGCAGCCCCCGAGGGCCUGGGGCCGCGUCCUCCCAGGCUCCAGUGACCAGGCCUGGCUCAGGAGGGUCACUUCGUGGGAGUCGGGCCUCCUCUUGCUGUCCAUGAGACAAGGACCGGACGUUUGCCCCAAAGGAGGGGACCUUGAACAAGGGGCAGUUGGGACAGGCUGGGCCUCCCCACCCCCCGCCUUGUUAGAAUGUCGAAAAUAAAUAUCAGAAUUUGGAGAAUCUUGUCGUUAGAAAUGUCUCCUUGUUUAAGGAGGUCUGUUUAAAGACCCACCCACCAAGAGAGGCCAAGGGCCCCUCACAGCAUCAUCCAGACCCAGUUCCUGGACGGACUAAGAGGGCCCUUUACGUCUGCUUUCUCAGCUGCAGCCGUGUCUUCGGGCCCCUUUGGGGGGUGGGUCCCUCCAGAAGGACAGAGGCUCCGGCCUUCCCCAGAGGGGCUGCUGGGUCCCUCCCUACCCAGGGAAAUGCCAGGCCCUCUGGGAGAAGAUUGUCAAGCUCUGCUCCAAAAACCUUCACAUUUGGGCCUCUAGGGGCUUUAAAAAUAUUUCCUAUCGAAUUGGGUUACAAGGACAGGAUGAUGGAGUGAGGGGGGAGCCCCUGGGGACAGUCCUUGGGGUGGGUCCCAGGCUCCCUGGGUGACCCUGGGCCAGUCCCUGCCUUUGUGCA
Molecule: messenger RNA, 1817 nt
Organism: Sarcophilus harrisii (Tasmanian devil)
Lineage: Eukaryota; Metazoa; Chordata; Mammalia; Dasyuromorphia; Dasyuridae
Gene: RFC2
Product: replication factor C subunit 2
Exons: 11
Coding region: 77-1117 (346 amino acids)
Biological process (GO): DNA repair; DNA-templated DNA replication
Cellular component (GO): DNA replication factor C complex; nucleus
Molecular function (GO): DNA clamp loader activity; ATP binding; ATP hydrolysis activity
Source: RefSeq, a predicted model, not a curated record